Messenger RNA from Aegilops tauschii subsp. strangulata, 1828 nucleotides. Its product is annotated as protein disulfide isomerase-like 1-4. Gene Ontology annotation, biological process: response to endoplasmic reticulum stress; protein folding. Gene Ontology annotation, cellular component: endoplasmic reticulum. NCBI's taxonomy places the organism in Eukaryota, Viridiplantae, Streptophyta, Magnoliopsida, Poales, Poaceae. Gene Ontology annotation, molecular function: protein disulfide isomerase activity. The record is from RefSeq and is a predicted model, not a curated record.
GGUCGGUGGGAGUCUUGCAAUUUUCUCGAGUGAAAUUCAUCAGCAAAAUCCGAGCUGCCAAGUUGUCGAUGUCUGUGGCCGAUUGUUUGGCAGUGGCCGAGACGGUUCUCGUGUAUCGUUCCGAGGGAACUUGACAUGUCACCCAUGUCGCAGUCAAAGUCAGCUUGCUUGAUCAGAGGUGAUUUUUGUUGAUUGAGAGGAGGAUAUAUAUAACAUAGUUUUCUUUUUCUUUCGAGGAGGAUAACUUCCUUUUUUUUCCUUUCGAGGAUAGCCUUAGCUUUUUACCUUGAGCAAUUAGGAUAACCUAGAUUACUUUUUGUUGAUUGAGUCAUUUGUUUUGACAAAGGGUGGAUUUUAUUGACUCAUGAUGAUGCAUCAAGAGGAUAUAAAACACAAGCACACACCCGGACUCUGCAUAGUUAGGAUGCACACAGUCAACAUCGACUCACACAUAAACACGCCGACAACUAGAACAGUCAUAUUAGAUCAAAGUUAUGCGUAGGCGUGGAAAAAAAGUUGCAAAGUUGGUUGAGUCAUUGAGAGGAGGAUACCAUAGUUUUCAUUCAUCGCUUGGCAUUGCUUGGGCCCAGUAGCACAUGGAGUCAUUUGGCCUCACGUACGCGUCCGCACCGAGCGCUCAAUACAAUCGAGUUCUGCAUGUCUCAAUCACUUGAGCGUGCAGCCGAGGCCGGCCGGCCGGCCGGCGGUGAUGCCGAUGUCCGUAGAACUCGAUUCAAAGUCUCCGCUGAUCUCUCUAUUGCAUCCAUUCCACUUCCCAACACGUACGCACUCUAUCCCACUCCUCGCCGGCCGGCCAUGGCAGUGAUGCCGAUGCCCACGCCCCGAUCUCUCAUCCUCCUGCUCCUCCUCGCCACCCCCUUCUUCAUCCUCCUCCCCCACCCCUCCGCCGCCUCUGUCUCCCACCCGGACCUCAUCCUGCCCAAGGUGGUCAACGACAACGAGGCCCACGUGGUCGUCCUCACCGCCGCCAACUUCUCCUCAUUCCUCGCCGCCCGCCGCCACGUCGUGGUUGACUUCUACGCACCCUGGUGCUACUGGUCAUGCAAACUCGCCCCCGAGUAUGCCGCGGCCGCGUCGCACCUGGCGGACAAGGGGCUCGAUGUCGCACUCGCCAAGGUCGACGCCACCCAGGAACGUCAGCUCGCGCGCGCGCACGGCGUCGAGGGAUACCCCACCGUCCUCUUCUUCGUGGACGGCGUGCCCAGGCACUACCCCUACUACGGCGAGAGGACCAAGGACGCCAUGGUCGUUUGGGUAUCCCAGAGGUCGGUCCCUGAGGUGCAGAACGUCAGCACCAUCUACGAAGCCGAGAAGAUCAUCACCGGCCACGGCGUGGCUGUGCUCGCCUUCCUCGACUCCCGCUCGGGUGCUCACGGUGAUGAGCUUGCCGCUGCCUCAAGGCUGGAAGAUAUGAACAGCUUGUACCGGGCUGUCAACUUCUACCAGACUACCAGUCCUGAUGUAGCCAAGCUUUUCCACAUUGACCCGGAAGCAAAGCGCCCAUCACUAGUCCUGCUCAACAAACAGGAGGAGAAGUUGACCCUAUAUGAUGGCGAGUUCAGAGCGUCUCUGAUUGCCAAGUUUGUUUCGGACAACAAAAUCCCAUUGAUCACAUACCACCAUCACACAGGAAGCCGCCUCUCCGAUAUUUGAUAAUCCGAUCAAGAAGGAAGCAAAUCCGAUCCUGUUGUAUGCCAUGGGGCAUUUUUUAUAUUUAUAUGUAUCGAUGGAAUUGAUGAAUUGAGUUGAACGAAAUGGAAAUGCUUGUUUAUAUGGAUGCAAUGCAACGAACCCAAAGCAGCAGAGC